GGUGCAUAGAAGAAGAAGAAGAAGGAAAAAAAGUGCUUUCAGUUUCACUAUGAUGAGAACAAUAAUCGUGUACAUUCUUGUUUUUAUUGAAUGUAAUGCAGUGUUGUAGUGUUUGAUAUUUACACGACGUGGUGUAUAGUAAGCAGGCAGAGCAGGUGGAGUAACUCAACACGCGGAAGUGGGUGACUGUCAGUGUGGGUUUGAGCACUUCAACCAUCAGCUGCACUUCCAGCAAGCUCUGUUUCCUGUAGACUACAUGAUGUGUGUGUGAGAGAUCUGCGUCUGUGUCUGAGCAGGAAUGUCACUGCACCUCGACCUGAAGCUCACUCUGCUUCUCAUAACGAAUGUUUCGGCUAUUCUGCCACGCCCACAGAAUGUAAAAAUGAUUGCAGUGGACAUGGACUACAUGCUGCAUUGGGAUUGGAAUUACACACUGGAAAACGCAGUCAACUUCACCACUGAGUAUGCCAUCCAAUAUAGUGAAGACAAACACAAACUAUAUAAGCAGGCAUGUGAAGGUUCCAGGGAGAGUUGGUGUAAUUUCACCAACUGUACGCUGCAUUUUUCAGGAACGUAUUGGAUUAGAGUCAGAGCCAAUGCUUGGCACCAGCACUCCAACUGGACGUACAUUAAUUUCACACCUGAUGAGGAUGUGCUGCUUUCUUCACCCAGCAUAUUAAAUGUGAUGGCAGACAUAGACGUGUUAACUCUUACAAUAUCCAAGUCAGUCAUGAGUGACCCGAUGAAGAUGAAAUACAGGGUGCAAUACUGGGAGAGGCUUAAACCUGAACAGAAACGCAUGGAAGUUUAUGACAGUCCGCAUGUUCCUCUGAGCUCACUGACAUCCAGGACUGAAUACUGUGUGCAAGUUAGCUUCUUCAGUCAGAUAUAUGAAAAGAGCAGCAAUUACACAUCUCCACAGUGUGUGUACACUAAAGGUCGCCCGUUGGUGUGGCAGACAAUUCUUGCGAUGCUGUGCUGCAUCCUUCUUUUAGGAGCUUUUUUAUACAUGUGCCACAAAUUCAGAAGAAACUCCUCAGUAUAUAUAAUACCUGAGAGCAUACUAGCUUUUUCAUCUGCUCCCUUGCUCCUAGAACUGCAGGAAGAGUGUUACACAAUAGCACAUGUGAUCUUACCUGCCAUACCGCUGACACACACACUGAAGGAACAGGAACACACACCAGAACUCCAGGCUUUACAGUCCAUAUGCCAGUGGAAUGAUGAUUCUGUACAAGACUCAGGCUUCAGCUCUGGACUAGGGAGCUGAGCAGUUACAGUAUAAGGAGCUCUAGUGAAUGUCUUAAAAUAUGCUAAAAUGUUAAAAUGAGUAGAUAAAAACAGAAGCCCUGUGACAGGGCAGUGCACGAGGCCCCCGUCCUUGACAGUUUGUGCUUUGUCUUCUCUGUGCCCUCCUAUCAUAGAAGCAAAGACAGACACUAUACGUUAAUGGAUAUAUGGGAAGAGUGCAGGCUGACAUAUGCUAACAUGAUAUAAUGCUGGUUAAUGCAUUUAAAGUACAUACAAAAUUCACUCAUCCAUAUGCAUGAGCCUUCUCGCUGUGAUUGACAGGGAAGAGAAUCACGCCAUCCUUUUCACCCAGAGAGCACAGAUAGUUCUCUCAUGGAUUCCUGACCAUAGAGGUCUGUGGUAUCAUCAGGGUUCAGAAAAUAUGGCACAGUGACAUUGCAAUAAUUGCUAUGAUAUACCACAGACUCUUCAAAUAAUAGCACAGUGAUUGGAUAACAAACAACAAAUGUACCAUGUAAUUAUCUAAUCAGCUAAUUGUGUGGCCGCAGCACAAUGCAUAACAUCAUGCAGAUGCAGACAAGCAGCUUCAGGUAAUGUUCACAUUGAAUGGUCCAAUAAAAAAUGUCCAGUGAGCCACAAUUCUGCAGAUAGUAAUGACUUGUUGUUGAGAGAGGUCAGUGGAGAAUGGCCAGGCUACAGUAACUCAGAUAACAAUUCUGUACACUUGUGGUGAGCAGAAAAGCAUCUCAGAAUGCACAACACGUGGAACCUUGAGGCGGAUGAGCUACAACAGCAGAAGACCAUGUCGGGUUCCACUCCUGUCAUCCAAGAACAGAAAGCUGAAGCUGCAGUGGGCACAGACUCACCCAAACUGGACAGUUGAAGACUGGUGAAAGACCAGGUGAUUUUUUUUUAAACUUCAAACUGUCCAGUUUCAGUGACUCUGUGCCCAUGUUAGCCUCAGAUUCUUGUUCUUCUGCUGUUGUAGCCCAUCCACCAGGGAGAUGGUAGCUCAGUGGGUAAGAUGUUGGAUUGCUGCCCAGCAUGCCAUGAGUUCAAAUCCCAUUGCUGCUAAGCUGCCACUGGUAGGCCCUUGAGCAAGGCCUUAACCCUUUCUAUGGAUAAGGACAGCUGACAAAUGCCAUAAAUUUACAUCCACCUCAAGGAUUGAUUUGUUGUUUAUGCUGAAAUGCUUUUCUGCUCACCACAGUUGUAAAGAGUGAUUAUAUGAGUUACUAUAGCCUUGCUGGUAGCUCAAACCAAUCUGGCCAUUCUCCUCUGACCUCUUUUAUCAACAAGGCAUUUCCACCCAUAGAACUGUCACUCAACACACAAUGUUUUUUGCACCUUUCCAUGUAAACUCUAGAGCAGUGGUCACCAACCCUGUUCCUAGAGAUCUACCUUCUUGAA
Molecule: messenger RNA, 2658 nt
Organism: Ictalurus furcatus (blue catfish)
Lineage: Eukaryota; Metazoa; Chordata; Actinopteri; Siluriformes; Ictaluridae
Product: interferon alpha/beta receptor 1a-like
Exons: 7
Coding region: 299-1267 (322 amino acids)
Molecular function (GO): protein binding
Source: RefSeq, a predicted model, not a curated record